AUGCCAAACCAAACCUUUUAUCACACUUUGGUGAUAGAAGCGAGUGACAAAAGACCGGCUAGUAUGAAAGUUAAAACUGCAUUGGUUUGUGCUUUUACCAUCACGAUGGUCUUUUUGGUAGUUGAAUCAUCAUGCGCCCCAAAGAGUAAGUUCACAGCAAGAAAUUGGGGUCCACAAUCAAUGCUAUACCUCAAGGGACGAUAUGGUAGAAGAUAUGCUUCUGAUAAUGAAGAACAGUGUUACAAGAUUGACUUGGACAGUCUGAAUGCAGUUCUGAAAAGAUACAAAAGCUCAGCACCAAUGAAGUUCCUGAACAUCAGAAGAAAAUUAAGAGCUCAAAAUAUGGACACUGACUACUUGGAUUAACGUUUCAUUUUACUUGCCCUUCAAAUUUUCCAAAUACUGUAAAUAAUUUUCAAAGUGUUCCAUUAAUGUCUUUAUUAAUAAUCCUUAUGCUGUAAGUGAGAAAACCUGUUAGAUAUGAUUACUUUAUCAUUAUUUUCAUAAGCAUUGUUAUUUCAUCCUAUGAAAUUUACAUCUGAAACUUUUGCAUGUAAUAACCCUCAACAGUAACAGACAACACAGAAGCAAUAGAAAAGAAAAAGUGCCCACAAAUCUUUCUUGCAGUUUGCAUUCUUUCUUCUCCCCACAGUUACU
Rhineura floridana is the source of this 657-nucleotide messenger RNA. RefSeq names its product spexin prohormone 1-like. Bases 1 to 366 code for a protein of 121 amino acids. The transcript has 5 exons. NCBI's taxonomy places the organism in Eukaryota, Metazoa, Chordata, Lepidosauria, Squamata, Rhineuridae. The record is from RefSeq and is a predicted model, not a curated record. Gene Ontology annotation, molecular function: neuropeptide hormone activity.